Messenger RNA from Knipowitschia caucasica, 1290 nucleotides. The record is from the annotation of a GenBank genome assembly. Lineage: Eukaryota; Metazoa; Chordata; Actinopteri; Gobiiformes; Gobiidae.
AUGAGCUGUCUGGAUGUUAUGUACCCGGCUUAUGGACAUUACACAGCGUACGGCCCCAGUGCUCCAGCCUUCAUCAACAGCCUACAGGUAAGACUGCUCUGUGGGACUGCUCUGUGUGGGACUGCUCUGUGGGACUGCUCUGUGUGGGACUGCUCUGUGGGACUGCUCUGUGUGGGACUGCUCUGUGGGACUGCUCUGUGUGGGACUGCUCUGUGGGACUGCUCUGUGUGGGACUGCUCUGUGUGGACUGCUCUGUGUGGGACUGCUCUGUGGGACUGCUCUGUGUGGGACUGCUCUGUGAGACCACUCUGUGUGGGACUGCUCUGUGGGACUGCUCUGUGUGGGACUGCUCUGUGGGACUGCUCUGUGGGACUGCUCUGUGUGGGACUGCUCUGUGGGACCGCUCUGUGUGGGACUGCUCUGUGCGACUGCUCUGUGUGGGACUGCUCUGUGGGACUGCUCUGUGGGACUGCUCUGUGUGGGACUGCUCUGUGGGACUGCUCUGUGGGACUGCUUUGUGUGGGACUGCUCUGUGGGACUGCUCUGUGUGGGACUGCUCUGGGACUGCUCUGUGUGGGACUGCUCUGUGUGGGACUGCUCUGUGGGUGGGACUGCUCUGUGUGGGACUGCUUUGACUGCUCUGUGUGGGACUGCUCUGUGGGACUGCUCUGUGUGACUGCUUGUGGGACUGCUCUGUGUGGGACUGCUCUGUGGGGUGGGACUGCUGCUGUGUGGGACUGCUCUGUGGACUGCUCUGUGGGGACUGCUCUGUGGGACUGCUGGGACUGCUCUGUGGGGACUGCUCUGUGGGACUGCUCUGUGGGACUGCUCUGUGGGGACUGCUCUGUGGGACUGCUCUGUGGGACUGCUGCUCUUGUGGGACUGCUCUGUGGGGACUGCUCUGUGUGGACUGCUCUGUGGAGACUGCUCUUUGUGGGACUGCUCUGUGUGGGACCGCUCUGUGGGACUGCUCUGUGGGACUGCUCUGUGGGACUGCUCUUUGUGGGACUGCUCUGUGUGGGACUGCUCUGUGGGACUGCUCUGUGGGACUGCUCUGUGGGACUGCUCUUUGUGGGACUGCCUCUGUGUGGGACUGCUCUGUGGGACUGCUCUUUGUGGGACUGCUCUGUGUGGGACCGCUCUGUGGGACUGCUCUGUGGGACUGCUCUGUGUGGGACCGCUCUGUGGGACUGCUCUGUGGGACUGCUCUGUGGGACCGCUCUGUGUGGGACUGCUCUGUGGGACUGCUCUGUGUGGGACUGCUCUGUGUGGGACUGCUCAAUUCAAUGA